AUGUCUGAAGACGACGAUAGGAUCCUGGAGUGCGACUACUGCGGCGACGACCGGGGUCUGUGCGACAGGCCUCACCUGGUAGAUAGUCGGUGCUUCAGUAUUAAGCUCGACGGGACAUUCAAUGUUGAAACGGAGGGUAUGCAUGUCACCUUCGAUCUUCGUGAUCCUGAAGAUGACAUGGACGAAGAUAAUGUCGACGAAGAUAAUGUCGAUGAAGAUAAUAUUGAUGAAGCUAAUAUCGGCAUUUGGGUCGACCCUAACAUGAGCAAGGAGGAGAUCACGAGCUGCGACGGCAGCACCAAGAGGAAAGGAGAAGCAAGCGAUGCCGAUGCUAGCGCCAGCGCCAAGAGGAGGCAGAAGAUGAAUGUCACCAUGAGCAUGGAUGUCCUGGACUGUCCCAUCUGCUCCAAGCCCCUCCGUCCUCCCAUUUACCAGUGCUCCGUGGGGCAUGUGGUCUGCUGGUCCUGCCGCCAAGGCCUCCCGGAGAGGAAGUGCAGCACGUGCACCGGCAGCGUCUCCGAGAGAUGCCACGCAAUGGAGCGCGUCGUCGACACUGUCUUCGUCCCCUGCAAGAACGGAUGUGCCAACGAGAUUGCCUACUGCCAGCAGGAGGGGCACGAGAGGGAGUGCCCCGCCCGCCCGUGCAUCUGCCCGGUCCCCGGCUGCGGCUUCUCAGGGCCGACAGCGGCGCUCCAGGACCAUUUAACCGGCCUCCACAAGUGGCCGAUGAAGAGUUUCAAGUACUUCGUACCGUUCUUCCUGCGAGCAGUGCGGCCUGGAUCUCAUGUCCUGAGCUGCGGAGACGGCCGCCUCUUCCUGCUCCCGGUGGCGACGCCCGUGGAGCCCCUCGGCCGCGCGGUGUCCCUCAUCUGCGUCCGGCCGAACGCGCUGGAGUCCCCGGUCGGAUGCUCGGUGUGCUUCUCGUGCUUCAAUGGCCAUUACCAGGUCUCGUCGCUGGGCGUCGAGACCUUGUCUCUGGCGGAUGGGCUGCCGACGCAGUCCUUCUGUGUCUUGCCCAAGGUUGCCCGUGACAAAACUGAUGACGUCAUGCUUUGGAUCACAAUGGAUACAAUUUUCCCUAUUGACGAUGAUGAGCUGUACGAGGAGGACGAUGAAGACGAUGACUACGAGGAGGAGGACGAUGAGGACAAUAAUGAUGAUGAUUGA
Messenger RNA from Aegilops tauschii subsp. strangulata, 1167 nucleotides. Its product is annotated as E3 ubiquitin-protein ligase SINA-like 7. Gene Ontology annotation, molecular function: zinc ion binding. The record is from RefSeq and is a predicted model, not a curated record. Lineage: Eukaryota; Viridiplantae; Streptophyta; Magnoliopsida; Poales; Poaceae.